AUGCAGCCCACGACGCUCGAGCCCACGCCUCUGUCCAGCGACAAUGGUCCCUUGAAAUCUGCGUUUGGAGAGAUUGUCCAUCGCGGCUGGCUGAACCUCAAGACCCGCAGUCUAGUGAACGUGCGGCCGCGCCACAUGCGCUACUGCAUUUUAACGCGCGAUACGCUGCUGCUGUGCACGUACAAGUUCCAGCCUAGUACAGGCGACCUCGAGUCUGGUCUUGUCAAGCCUUUGCGAAGCUAUAAGGUUCUUGGGGUGGCGCCCUGGGAUGGUCGUCGCUUUGCUUUUCUCGUGAGCGUCAAGCAAGUGGACGAUAGCGCGGACAAAGUAUUGGAAAUUGACGGCCCUACUGCCACGGCUGCUAGUGAUUGGAUCCACAACUUGAGAGUAUUGACGAGUCGUGAAGAAGGAUGGCCUCUGAACACGUCGUUGGCUCGAAGAAGGGGGAGUGACCACGGCCCCGUGUUGGACUCGCCAUCACGUGCUGCCACUACGGCUGCGCAUGACAAAAAAGAACCCAACUUGUGGAUUAAAGGGGCGUCGGUGCACCGAGGACUACUAAAUGCUUCUGGUGAAAACAAUUGCUUCUUGAAUGUGGUGAUCCAGAGCUUCUGGCAUUUGACGUCCAUGCGACACUUUUUACUGCACGUGGAAGUAAAGGAGGAGUCUCGUUCCGUCGAGUCGAACGUGCUACGUGCAUUGAAAUCCAUGAUAACAGAGUAUGAUGACACGUCUAGUGGAGCGCUCCACUCGCGCGCUGUUCGCAAAGGAUUGAGCGUGCUGUACUCGGCAGACAAGAACUUCCAAGAAGGGGCAAUGUAUGAUGCGGAGGAGACGCUCCUUGCUCUGCUCAACUUGAUGCAUCAGCAGACAGAAGCGACGGAGAUCCAGGAGACGCACAAAACGACGAUGAUGGUGAAGUCCUUGGUUCGACUUGUGAGUGCCGACGCGGAUGAGGAGAAUUGUCAAGCAGGCUUUGACGACAAUAGCAUCCCGCAUCUGGUCUUUUCACACCAGAUAUACGACCGGUAUGUGUGCGGACGUUGCAAUUACAGCUCACCAUGGGACCUGUACUCUAAUCUCGUGUACUCGACGUACGCGAGCGACUUGUAUACGAGCAAGUACGAAUUUAUGGAGCAAAUGUUUCGUCGGUUUACAGCUCAGGAGGCAGACGUUGCGUCUAAGUGCGAGCAAAAGGGAUGCAGCGGCAAGCUCGGUAAGGAGCGGAUAAUCCGUCGUUUUCCCAUGGUGUUUGCAGUGUCAAUACUUUGGGCAACUCAGAAUGCAACAAAGGCACAAGUGGAGGGUGUGUUGAGCAAUAUUGGCGAUCGCUUGGAUUUAGCCAAGUGCUUCAAUGCUGCUGGACCUGUCCUUCGUUUUAAAAGCGGUGGAUUUCGUACAACAUACCGCUUGCGCGGUUUUGUUUGUUACUAUGGGCGUCAUUACGUGGCUCUGUUCUACAGCACUGCGCACAAAAUGUGGUUGCUUUUUGACGACUCGCGCGUGCUCGAGAUAGGUUCAUGGGGCGACGUCGUCAGUGAAUGUCUGAAGGGACGAUUUCAACCAGUUUUGCUGUUCUACGAGCUUCCGGAUCAACGGAGAGAUUCAUCCGUAGGCCUUCUUGCAAAUCAUGGGUCGCUGAACGUUCUUUCGCAGACAAGCAUGUCGGGCGUCCCUCAGUCGGGUGAGAUGCUGCCCUUGUCUAUCAAGGAAGAAUUGUCAGAAACUGGGCGACCAUCGUUGCGACGGCACAAUGACGUAGAACCUGACAGCAUGGAUGAAGGUAUACCGCUGUCGAGGAGGCAUGGGAUGAACGGCAUAACAGAGUUGGAACCGAACCCAGACUUUGAGCUGAAACAGCUGAGCCUCCGUGACUCGGUAAUGCAGAACAUUACGCCGGUGUCAGCAGCCAUUGCGAUGUGCCCUCGUUCCAUUUCCAUGAACGCACCUCUGGGUGUGGACGAGUACGAUGUGCACUUCGGGGAGUCACUCUUGCUCGGUAUGUACUUACAAAAGAUAGAGAACGAGUUGUGCGUGACCACAUUCCCGCGUGGAGUCAACGGGGGUAUGUUUGGCGCCGAAAAGUGCGGUCAGAUUGGUCUUUUUGAUACCAUCCUGCAGGCGAAUGGACACCCGCUUCAACACUACCAAGUCGAUCGCGCUCUUAAGAUGAUUAAGGCCCAGAAGCGUCCGCUGGUGAUCCGGUUUCGCAGGUCCAAACGUGUGCAACAGCUACUCGACAUGGGCUUCUCGCGCGAACUUGCACUAGAUGCGUUGCGGAGGAAGAGUGGUGACGUACAGGCAGCCGCCAAUUACUGCUUUGAAACGAAAAGCUAG
Molecule: messenger RNA, 2337 nt
Organism: Peronospora matthiolae
Lineage: Eukaryota; Oomycota; Peronosporomycetes; Peronosporales; Peronosporaceae
Source: the annotation of a GenBank genome assembly